Branchiostoma floridae (Florida lancelet) is the source of this 1248-nucleotide messenger RNA. RefSeq lists its product as uncharacterized. Gene Ontology annotation, cellular component: Fanconi anaemia nuclear complex. Gene Ontology annotation, molecular function: protein binding. Lineage: Eukaryota; Metazoa; Chordata; Leptocardii; Amphioxiformes; Branchiostomatidae. The transcript is spliced from 7 exons. Bases 1 to 1242 code for a protein of 413 amino acids. The record is from RefSeq and is a predicted model, not a curated record. Gene Ontology annotation, biological process: interstrand cross-link repair.
AUGAUAUUUGGUAUGCGGGUAGAGGUUGUGAAGACAAAGGUCAAGUAUGAGGCAGCUGCACAGAGGUAUGUGGACUUGUUGGCAGCUGCUCUGGACACACCAGUGAUGCAGCCAUUAACACCAGGAACCCCCUUUCCCCCACUGGACCUCCAAACUGUGUACUGUGAAGCUUCGCUCUCCCUGCUCAAGGCUCAGAGAUACGAGGACGCCAUAGCCGUCUGCGACAAACUGCUGACAAAAAUCCCUCCCAACAACCAAUGGCGGACUGACACGUACUCGCUCAAUCCAUCCCACGAUUCCUCCGGCCUAUCCCAUGAUGCAGUGCACACUUCCCAUGAUUCUUUGAAACUCGUUGAAGACCCCGUUACUCCUCCAAGCAAUCGUUGCGACAGCGGUGACGAUCUGUUUGAUUCAGAUGAGGACUCUGAAGAGAGAACUGCUGGUAAAAAGAUGAGUAAGAAGAGAGCCAGAGAACCGAGCGAACAGGAAGGGAUGCAGAGUGUUGAGCAAAAUACGGAAACGAAGAGUGUUCGAUUGAAAAGUGUUCUGCCAUUGAUGUACAAGGCGGAAGCUCUGUACAGACUAGAGGAGUACCAGGAAGCCGUUAUCUGCUAUGACAGGCUGCUAAAGAUGCUGUAUGACAUCAUACCUGUGGAACCCGAUACGGGUGACAAAACAGACAAGAGAACAGAUUCUACACAACCUACCCAGAAGAGAAGAAGAACUGAGGAAGGUUUUCUCCCAAUAGUCCCUGAAAGUGGUUCCACCUCUAAGGGGUCAGAGGUCACGAGAACACUCCUGCUGCUGAAGUCCGAGGCUUACCAGAACAAGGGCUUGAUGCUGAUUGGUCAGGAGAAACUGCAGGCCGCUCUCCAGUGCCUCAGGCUGAGUGUACAGUCGAACCCAGACAGCACGGUUGCCAUGUACAACCACACCCUGUUGCUAUGGAAGAUGGGGAGGAGGAGGGAGGCUGCGCAGAACUGGCUCGGGUACCGAGGGGUCGACACCCGACGGGACAGUCUGCAGCUGGGACAGCUUCUCAAACAGAAGGAGCAGGAAAUAUCAACUGUGUGUGAUAACACAGAAGAAGGCAUUUCGGACAGGCACCUGCUAAUGUUGGACAAGGCCACCCUCCAACAGCUGAUGGACUCGAGGACCCCCCAAAGAGGCCUGGGCGGUUCCGCCACACUGUCGCGCCCAGGUCUGUUCUCUGCUAGCACAAGUACGAAGAACUGGGCAUAAUGAUUA